Molecule: messenger RNA, 540 nt
Organism: Perkinsus marinus ATCC 50983
Lineage: Eukaryota; Perkinsozoa; Perkinsida; Perkinsidae
Exons: 1
Source: RefSeq, a predicted model, not a curated record
GUACUCGCGGAAGAGCAUCCGGAUGGCGCUGACGACCUUCCUUCAGUAAAUGGCAGUGCAGGUUCAGAUUCUUCAGAAGAGAGCCUAUUGGACGAUGAUUGCCCCAGCGAUACCACCACCGAUUCCGACGGAGAUGAUACUCCGGCUACUGAUAGCGGCGAUACUGCUUCUGCUGGUUACGCCUCUCCUGAGAACGAGCGAUGGGAGCCAGAAGCCUUCUGUACCAUACGUGGAGAUAUUGACGAUGUGCUGGCAACUUAUCUGGUGGAUAAGCCCUUCUUAUAUCGAGUGAAGAGUAGCAAGGAGCAUCGUGGACGCCAGGAACUGCACCGUAGACGCCACUCUAACGCUGAUCCUAUCCGCGAAUCUGCCCGCGCAACCCGGCGUCAAGCUACCUGGCGGGGUUGGCCCGAUGAUCUCUGUCCUGUGAACCACAUCUUAGUCGUCCAGCGUGGCCUCAAGCAAAAUCACAAAGCCUUCUUCUACGGUCAUAAGGCUUGCGGUAGGUCUGCAAGCGAGUGGCGUGGACACGAUUAUUAG